AUGGCAGAUCUUCCACCCGAGAGAGUAACUCCCUGUUCACCGUUUCGAAGAGUCGGAGUAGAUUACUGCCGACCAUUUUCUUUGAUUUAUCCGCAUCGACGUUGCCAGCCUGUAAAAUGUUUUGUCGCAGUUUACGUUUGCGUAGUCACCAAGGCAGUACACUUGGAGAUAGUCGCAGACCUCACCACACAAGCGUUCCUAGCAUCGUUGAAGCGAUUUACAUCUCGACGUGGUAGACCCGAUUUGAUUAUGUGUGACAAUGCUAAGAAUUUCGUCGGUGCAAAACGGGAGCUGGAUGAACUUCGCCGGCUGUUUCACAGCCAACAGUUCCAGAACGCUGUCACAAAGGACACAGCAGACGACCAAAUAGAAUUCCGGUUUAUUCCAGCACGUUCACCAAACUUCGGUGGGCUAUGGGAGUCGGCGGUAAAAUCCUUCAAAACGCUAUUCAAACGUACGAUCGGCUUGCACACCCUAGUGUAUGACGAAAUGCAGACGGUUUUGGUUUAG
Molecule: messenger RNA, 510 nt
Organism: Topomyia yanbarensis
Lineage: Eukaryota; Metazoa; Arthropoda; Insecta; Diptera; Culicidae
Exons: 1
Coding region: 1-510 (169 amino acids)
Molecular function (GO): nucleic acid binding
Source: RefSeq, a predicted model, not a curated record